AUGACAAGACAGCGGGAAGAAGAUGAUGAGCGGGGCAAUCUUUCUUCCAAAAGGCGCAGGACUGAAGUUCCACAAGCUGAGGCCGAGCAAGCGUCGGCUCUUGAAGAGGACCUUGAAUUUGAAAUUUUGCAGGGCUAUCGCGAUGUAGAUAAGGAUGUUAGUAAAGAUCGGGUUGAAGUCGCUAGAAAUGGAGAUAUUGCAAUCGCACUUGAUCGGUUAAAAGCUAUUGAUACCCUUUUUGACAGAAUGGUGUCGGUUAACUCAAACCGCAACUCCUUACUAGCGCAGGAUUCAAAAGCUGCGCUGAAUGUGAGUGAGCUAGCGCAGUUAAGCGUAAGGAAUUUGAAACUUGAUGAAUCGCAAAGAGUCUUAGGUAUCAGCGAUGUUAUCAACUACUCUAAGAGGUUCAUGCUAAAGGAAUAUUUCAAUGCUAAUGGUAUCAAGCAAGAGCGUGCCAAGGUUAACUCUAGCGAUGAUGCGGAGGAAGAGGACUCUUCCAAUGCCCAAGACGACUCGGCAACAAACCAGGAUGUAUACGCGCAAGGGAGACAGCAGCGGAGUCUUUUGGAUCAGUUCGACCAGUAUAAUCGCUUCACACAGUUCAAUUGGUUUAAAAUGGGUAUGCUUUUCAGGACCAUAUCGAAAACGCCAUUGACAGUUGACCACUUGUUGGGCCCCUUUGCAGCAGAGAAGAAAAUUAGAUCAUCGAGCCAAAGAAUUAGAACCACGGAUAUUGUUGGAGAGGCGGUCACAGCCGAAAGAGUCACAAAAAGCUCAUUAAAUUCCACUCAAGAAGAAACUACGCCUGAACAAGUAAAAAAAUGUUUUAAGGUCCUAAUUGAGAAAAAUGGGCUCAAGCAAAUCAAUCUUUUCAAGUUUAUUAUACACCCGAAAUCAUUCGCAAAAUCAGUAGAGAACUUGUUUUACACUAGCUUUUUGAUUAAAGGCGGCAAGCUAGUGCUUGAGGAAGACGAGGAUGGAUUUCCAGCUAUAAGGCCUAAGGAAGGUCUCCCCAAAAACCCCCAUGAUCGCGAGGUUGAGAUUCAACGUAGAAAUGAUGCGCGGCAAAAUCAUAUCAUUUUUCAGCUUGACAUGGCUACGUGGAGAAGGUUAAUACAAAGAUUCGAUAUUACUAGUCCUUUUAUUCCCUAA
Lachancea thermotolerans CBS 6340 is the source of this 1152-nucleotide messenger RNA. RefSeq names its product Smc5-Smc6 complex subunit NSE4 (gene NSE4). Gene Ontology annotation, biological process: DNA repair. The record is from RefSeq and is a predicted model, not a curated record. Lineage: Eukaryota; Fungi; Ascomycota; Saccharomycetes; Saccharomycetales; Saccharomycetaceae. Gene Ontology annotation, cellular component: nucleus; Smc5-Smc6 complex. The transcript has a single exon. Bases 1 to 1152 code for a protein of 383 amino acids.